Messenger RNA from Pelodiscus sinensis (Chinese soft-shelled turtle), 759 nucleotides. NCBI's taxonomy places the organism in Eukaryota, Metazoa, Chordata, Testudines, Trionychidae. The record is from RefSeq and is a predicted model, not a curated record.
AUGAGCGCGGAGAACAUGGAAGUGAGAUGGUUCCGGACCGAUUUCUCGUCCCUGGUGCACAUGUACCGCAAUGGGAAGGAGGAGACGGAUGCUCAGAUGCCGGAGUACGUGGGGAGGACGGAUCUCCUGCGUGGGGGUCUCCGCGAUGGACGUGUCGCCUUGAGGCUACGGAACGUCCAGCCCUCCGACGAGGGGCGAUACGCCUGCUAUUUUCAGUCGGUCUCCUUUUACUCAGAGGCUCCGUUGGAACUGAGGGUGGCAGCUCUGGGCUCCACCCCCCUCCUCUCUGUGGAGGGCUACCAGGAUGGCGGGAUCCGCGUGGUGUGCCGGUCGGUGGGCUGGUACCCCGAGCCUCAGGUUUCCUGGCGGGAUGUCGCGGGGCAGCAGGUGCCGCCGCUGUCUGAGACCAAGUUCCAGCGCGAUGGUGUCCUGUUUGGAGCGGAGACGUCCAUACUCGUCACCCCGCUCGCCAACCAGAACGUCUCCUGCUCCGUUGGGAACAGUCGGCUCGGACAGGAAAAGGGCUCGGCAGUUUACAUCGCAGAAUCCUUUUUCCCGAAGGAGUCUCCCUGGAUCGCCGUUCUGUGCACCCUCCUGGUGGUUCAGCUUGGUGUUAUUGGCUUCCUAAUUUAUUUCUUUACAACGAAAGAGAGGAAGGCCGCAGAACGCCGAUGGAAAGACUGCCUUGCAGAUGCAGCGGAUGUGACCCUGGAUCCCGACACCGCAAACCCCUACUUGAUCUUGUCGGCAUACGCCUAA